AUGGAAAGAGACAACUCCAGCGCUGUGGUUUGCAAGUUAUGUGGAGAUGCAUUCACUCUACCUGAGGGUGAUGGUGAUGGCAACCUCCCUCGUGUGCUCUUAUGUGGCCACAUCUACUGCACAUCCUGCCUGGUGUCCAUUCAAUGUGACAGUGUGGUAAUAUGUCCAGAGUGUGAGGUUGAGUCGACCAUUCCUGAAGAUGGGGUGUAUGGACUUCAGGCAGAAAGCAGAAUCAUUGGCCUCAUCUACACGGCUAAAAUGAACAAGAUGAAAAGCCUCCGGUGGGACAGACCAAAGGAUCACAGAAGGAUCAAAUUAGAAACAUCCACAGACAUGAACGCCAAUACUGAGGAUAUGGAGCAGUCAGCUGACAUCGACAAGAUUGAGAAGACGUUGGCCCAGGCUGCAGAAAAUCUUGCCCAGCUGGAAUACAUACAUGAGACUCUGACAACUGGUCUGGCAGAACAGGUGAAGACAGAGAGAGCUCGGCUGGAGAGGGAGAUCAAGCAAGCUGUAGACAAAGCUUUACAUGCUGUUCGAAAGUGGAAGGAUGUGCAGUUGAAUCAGCUGACAAAACUGGAGGCACAAUUCUCUACUAGCCAAGAGGAGGUGUUUUGUGUCCAGGAGAGGAUAAAAGCCCUGAAGAUUGCCAUGCAGAUGGCCAGAGAAGUUCGCCGUGCCCCCUCUCUGGAGCAGUACUGCACCCUCGAUAAGGUUGUGGAGACGUUGCAGGCUCCUGUGGAUGAGAAGUCCUUCGACAGUAAAUGCAUUACUGUGGGCUCUGGAAUGAGCUGUGUUUUCCGGUCAGAAGCUCUGAACCAGAGUCUGUCAUUGUCUCUGAAGAUGGAAGUCAGCAACCCAAAGCUCUUGCCUCCACCCAAAGGCCACCAGCCGGGCAACUCCACCAGAAAGUCCCCCUGCCAACUUGCAGAGGGUAGCAACAGCACCUCUACACCACCCAGUCGCGACAAGCCGCCCACCCCACAAAAACAACACCAGGAGAGCCAUGGAACUAACAUUUUGUCAUCACAAGGCUCCAUUCCCAGCCCAAGACUUCAUCGCAAGUCUAAGUUCUCUGGCCGCAGCUUGGCCUCAGAUCCUGGAACUCCAGAUGUAAUUAUAGAAGAGCUUUUUGAUGAAGGACAGGAGCACGCUCUCCCACCCACUGGCCCUGAGCUGGGUAAUGACAAAUGGAGAGUCCACAGGAGGAGGAGAAAUCAGUUUGUCAGCAAGACAAAUGUUGCCCGGUGGGUGGUUGUAACCCACAUUGUGAAUCCAAGUCACUUCUACGUCCGCUAUGUGGCCGAGAAGAGAGAAAACGAGACACUCUCUAAGAAGAUCAACCACAUCUGCUGCAGGGAUAGUUGCCGCUUCACUUCUAGUGACACAGUGGAGACUGGCUCCAUGAUCCUUGUUAAGUGGAAGGAGGGACUCUGGUGUAGGGCCAAUGUGGUUGAAGUCUUGCAGAAUGGAUGCGUGGAGGCUGUGAAAGCCUGCCCAGUCGACCAGCUGACCAGUAUCUGUGUCUUCUUCCUUGACUAUGGUCUCACCAAAUCCAUCACCAUACAGAGUGACGAGGGGACAGCUGAGUCUUCACUGAAGCCUGUGAACACCCACCUGAGGAAGGUGGGUGAGGCAGAAAAUGUGGAGCUGGGUCACUUUGUUCCUCAGGCCAUCAGGUGUUCACUCAAGGACCUGGUCCCCUAUGACCCGACAAAGGGCUGGAGUGAAGAGGCACAGUUUGAAUUCCACAGCGUGGUUGACUCUGCAGCGGUGGAGAUGCUGCCUUUGGGUCAGGACAGAGACUUUUUAUUGGUGGACCUGAGGAAAGCCCCGAUGGACCAGUCCAUUGAUGUGCCCAUCUCUGUCAGAGAGUACCUUGUUUUCAUUGAAGUGGCCAGGUUCUAUUCACCAGUGACGUUGGGCAGGAGGCCCCUGCUGUACUACCCUCCUGUCUAUCCCAAAAUCAACACAGAACUCAAUGCUGUGGUGUCCCACAUCAACAACCCUUCUGACUUCUACAUCCAGCUGGUUGAUAACAUGGAGUACAUGUUAUUCACAGCCAAGCUCCAGGAUUGUUACAAUACAACACCAGCGGCGAGAACAGAUGACCUCAACGUCUACUGCCCUGUGAUAGGACAGGCCUGUGUUGCACGCUUUGAUGACAAGUUGUGGUACAGAGCUCAGGUCAUAGGUCAUCCAGGGGGCAGAAAAGUGGAGGUGCAAUAUGUAGACUUUGGCAAUAAGAACAUCUUGCCAGUCAGUGACUUGAGGAAGAUCAAAGAUGAGUUCUUUGCCCUUCCUUCCAUGGCAAUCCACUGCUGUUUGUCAGAAGUGAUCCCUCUGGAUGGAAAGACCUGGACUGAUGCCUGCACCAACAGAUUCAUCAGCCUGGCUCACCAGAAACUGGUCACUAUUAUGGCUACAGGAACCAUCCGCAAGACUGAUCCUCUGCCAGUCAAACUGUUUGAGAGCAGCCUGAACGGGCCUCCAGCCAACAUAGCUGAGGUGCUGGUCGAAGAGGAGCUGGCCUGCUUCAAAGGGAGACUUAAGUCCAAGAAUGCCACUCCCCCUGUUGAUGAGUCUGCCUUAUGGGAUCCUCCACUGGAGCUUGGUGUGGCCACGAAGGGUGCCGUUGAUGCCCCGGACCAAAAUAUCACCAGAGAACCGAAGGAGCAGCUGCUGGACUUUCAGCCUCUGCUGAAUCUCCCAGCCCAACUCAAAGACCUGAAAGUCAUAGUCAGCCACAUCAACUCACCAAGCAGCUUCUAUGUCCAAUUCACCCAGUUCAACUCUCUGCAUGAAAGGAUGUGUGAGGAGGUGAAGCAGGCGUGUGCACUUAUGGAGCCCCAAGAUGUGGUGUGGAAGGCAGGCAUGUACUGUGCUGCUCACACUAACGGGGUUUGGGAGAGAGGACAGAUCUGCUCUGACGUCACAUCCAGCAACAUUGCAGAGGUGAUGCGCUGUGACCAUGGCAGCAAGGUCAAGCUCCACGUCAGCAACCUGCGCCCCCUGCCAUCUUCCUUAAAGGGCUCUCUGGCAGUGGAGUGCGCUCUCUGUGACAUCAGGCCAGCAGGAGGCCAAUCCACCUGGACGGCUACAGCCUGCGACUUAAUCUCCCACUUCCUGACUGGAGCCAAGGCUUACAUAACCAUCAAGGAGUUGACAGAUGAGCGUCCAGUGCCCGUCACACUGUUCUGCUGCAACAAUAUGGGACAGUUUGUCAACAUAGCAGAAUUUCUGGCCAUAGAGGGCCUCGCCCUCAGGGAAAGAAAACCAAGAGAUGCUGUACCAAUACCUGACAAAACUGAAGCAGAGUCCCCAGUGAACAAGAAACAAACUGAUGGCAACAAAAAACAAAAUCACCCAGCUCCUAAUCUCAUUCAUUUCCCUCCCAGGUCCUCUGUCGCCCCCACUCCAACUCGUCCAACACCAGCCCCACGCACCAUUAUGUCUGCUGAAAAGGUGAAGACUCCGUUGUACCACCCCCCAGAGCUUCCAGUGCUCGGCCACAUCCAGAUGACUGUUACAGCCGUCAGAGAGGACGGUCUCAUUUAUGCCAGAACACAGAAUGCAGAGUGUCAGCUGGAGUAUCUUAGGGAGAAUAUUAAGCAGAGCAUGAGAACAUUGCCCAUACAGAAGCCUUACACCUGGAAGUCAGUCCUGGGCUGCGCUAUCAUUGGGCCUGAUAUGUUGUGGCAUCGAGGACAGCUGCUGGAGGUGCUGGGAGGACACAUUAAGGUGCAAUAUGUGGACUGUGGCCUGGUGGAGAACAUCCCAGUGGUCCAUGUGUACCCCAUACUGCUGUGUGCUGAUGUUCCUCAGCUCUGUGUGCCCUGCCAGCUACACGCCAUCAACCCUGUUGGUGGUCAGUGGCAUCAGGAUGCAGUGACCUUGCUGAGGGAGCUGUUGCUGAACCGCUCUGUGGACAUAGAAGUCAUGGAGCUGCCAACUGACCCAAGGGGACCCCUCACAGUUGAGGUCUUCCUGGAUGGGCAGAGCCUCAACAGGAUCCUGUGUCACCAUGAACAUGCCUCCGUGGACUGGACCGUCUCAGCACAGAAGGAACUCUCAGUGACGUCUCCUGGCGUCUUGGAUCAUUGGGACAUUGACACUGAGGGUCUGAGAGGCCCAGAGGAGCCGAUCCUGGGACCCUUUGUCUUCCCGAGCCUGCCACGGACGAGAGAGCAGUUUCAAGUCAGGGUCAAGCACCUGUUGACGCCCAACGAGCUGUUCCUGUGGCCUUUGGAGGGGAUGACUGACUUGGAGGUGGAUGGAGAGACUCUGGAUGAGGCUCUGAACAGAAUCAAUGCAAACAUCAACAGUCUGCCACAACUCACCAGCUUCCCUUGUGGCGGUCCGUGUCUGGCAGAGUACAGUGAUGGGAAGUACUACCGAGCCAAGCUGAUCAACUUCACCAGCGUGGAGCCCGUCAGGAUCCUGGUCCAACAUGUCGACUUUGGCUCUGACGACUCUCUGCCCACCAGCAAGAUACGGCAGAUGCCGGCGGAGCUAAUGCGGUUUCCACUGCACGUACUCAGGGUCAAAGUAGCCGGCUUCAAGGCUCCAAGCGUCAACAGGGAGAGAGACGUGCUGCCUUACAGUCCUGGGUGGAGCGUGAAGGCUGCAAUGGACAUGAUCGACCUGUUACACGGCGACAUCACAGCCUCUGUUGUGGCCCGUGAACCAGAGCUCACAGUGCUGCUGCACAACAAGGACGGAGAGUUGGUCCAUCUGCCUCUGGUGCGCAGAGGACUGGCUGAGCUCGAGUGAAGCGGGGCGGAGACCACCUGCUCAACCCACAGGGUGCAGU
This is a messenger RNA of Chelmon rostratus (copperband butterflyfish), 4813 nucleotides long. RefSeq names its product ring finger protein 17 (gene rnf17). NCBI's taxonomy places the organism in Eukaryota, Metazoa, Chordata, Actinopteri, Chaetodontiformes, Chaetodontidae. The transcript is spliced from 37 exons. The coding region runs from base 1 to 4773 and encodes 1590 amino acids. The record is from RefSeq and is a predicted model, not a curated record.